Messenger RNA from Vespa velutina, 1039 nucleotides. RefSeq names its product 28S ribosomal protein S21, mitochondrial (gene mRpS21). The record is from RefSeq and is a predicted model, not a curated record. Gene Ontology annotation, biological process: translation. NCBI's taxonomy places the organism in Eukaryota, Metazoa, Arthropoda, Insecta, Hymenoptera, Vespidae. Gene Ontology annotation, molecular function: structural constituent of ribosome. The transcript is spliced from 2 exons. Gene Ontology annotation, cellular component: ribosome. The coding region runs from base 30 to 407 and encodes 125 amino acids.
CGCAUGCGUAGAUACAAGUAACGUUCUAGAUGGCGCUUUUGUUUCCUUGUUGUACACAUAGAUCUUCUAUACGUCGUAGCAUUCAGUUGUAUGUUGUUACGUAUAUAAUACAAUUAUACGGAUCAUCGAAAAACAUGAAUUUGCGAAGACAUACACAAUUUCUUGCCAGAACGAUAUUUGUCAAGAACAAUGAUAUUGAAAAGGCAGUACGUACUAUGAAUCGUAUUCUUAAUGCUGAAGGUUUAUUCCAACAAUACAGGCUAACCAGAUAUUUCGAGAAACCAACAAGGACAAGGCGAAGAAUUAAUUUUGAAAGGUGUAAAGCUAUAUAUGACGAGGAUAUGACAAGAAAAAUACAAUUAUUAACAAGAACAGUUAGAGAAGAACCUUAUCCUGGUUGUUCUUAAAACUUGUUUUCUUUGUAAAUAUGUUUUACAAUCUCUCAUUAAAUCUUUGAAAGAAAAUACUUUCAUAGAUACAUUAGAUACAUUAUAAUAAAUAUAUUAAGAAAAGAACAGCUACCUCUUAUUAUCUAAAUGACUUAAUCUUCAUUUAAGAAAUUCAAAUUGCAAUUGCAAGAUAAUGUGAUCAUUUUCAUAUCACCAUUGAAUAUAAUUCUUCAGGAUCCUUUCAAAUACUUCACAGAUACAGGUAAUGUGUAAUUGUUCAAGCUAAAUUAACUGAGAUUCACAAAAUGCAUAUUUUAUCUGUGAAUUCUUUAUGUAAUAUAUUGUUUACUUUCCUUAAUAUUAUUCAAGUUAACAUGAUUAUGUUCAACAUUGAUACAUUUCUGUUUGAACAUUCUAAUAGUAUUUCAAAACCAAGAGAUAUUAAUAAAAAUUAAUAAAGAUUGUUAACUACAAUUCUGAGUCUAACAUUUUAAUAUAAUUCAUUGUCCCAUGAAGCUACAGGAUUUCAACUAAUAAUUUUGUACUCUUUGUUUCUUUUAUUCCUUAAUAUCAUCAUGUAAUAAAGUAUUUAAUUUUAAAUGAAUUAUGCUAUAAAACAAAAUGAAUAAAAUUCUAAUAAAUUAAUAAUA